GAAGUGUUUUUUUUCUUCACCGUUUAAUUAGACUUGAGCGAGAAUUUGGGAUCCGAAGUGUCAACACGGAUUUUCUUUGGGAUAAACGGACAGGGCUGGCUGCUAAAACGAUGCCAUACUCCAGGCGGUAUCCGUCCUCGGAGAGGGCCAGCCGCAGCAGCUAUCAAGAUCGCUACAGAGAGCGGGACAGAGACAGAGAUCGAGGAAGAAAACCUCGACAUCGCCGCUCUCCAACCUUCUCCUCUAGCAGUGAACAUGAGAGGAGAGCGAGAGGACACAGACAGGACACUGGCUAUGCCAGAUCCAGGAGCUACGACAACCGUUCUUCAGACCGCAGGCCAUACGACAGACACUACGGCGAAAGCUACCGGCGCCUGGACCACAGCAGGGAACGGGACAGGGAUCGAAACAGGGAUCACCGGACACCAAGCAACUACUACUCUCGCGACGCUUCGCCCAGCUACGACUUCCGUCGGGGACGCGACCGGGACCGCGAGGACUCAUACCGGAGGAAAGGCAGCAGGCGUAAGCACAAACGAAGGCGGCGUAGAACCAGGUCCUAUAGCGCAUCCUCCUCGCGGAGUGACAGCGGGACGAGGGCACUGUGUGUGAGGGACGACGAGGAAGGUCACCUGAUCUGUCGGAGUGGCGACGUCCUGCAAGAGAGAUAUGAGAUUGUCAGCACUUUGGGCGAGGGCACCUUCGGGAGGGUGAUGCAAUGUAUUGAUCAUCGCAGGGGUGGAGCACACGUCGCUCUGAAGAUCAUCAAAAAUGUGGAAAAGUACAAAGAGGCCGCCCGCCUGGAGAUCAACGUACUGGAAAGGAUCAACGAAAAGGAUCCUGAGAAUAAGAAUCUAUGUGUGCAGAUGUUUGACUGGUUUGAUUAUCAUGGCCAUAUGUGCAUCAGUUUCGAACUCUUGGCUCUCAGUACUUUCGAUUUCCUCAAAGAAAACAAUUACCUGCCGUACUCCAUCAACCAAGUCCGUCAUAUGGCCUACCAGGUCUGCCUGGCUGUCAAAUUUUUGCAUGAAAACAAACUGACUCACACAGACCUGAAACCAGAAAACAUCCUAUUUGUGAACUCUGACUACUCAGUCACAUAUAAUGUGGAGAAGAAGCGAGAUGAGCGCACUGUGAAGAACACCGCAGUGAGAGUGGUUGAUUUUGGCAGCGCUACCUUUGACCACGAGCACCACAGCACCAUUGUUUCCACCAGACACUACAGAGCUCCUGAAGUUAUUUUAGAACUGGGUUGGAGUCAGCCGUGUGACGUAUGGAGUUUAGGCUCCAUCCUCUUCGAGUACUACCUCGGCUUCACCCUCUUCCAGACUCAUGAUAAUCGGGAGCAUUUAGCUAUGAUGGAGAGAAUUCUGGGCCCUGUUCCUUCCCGAAUGAUUCGGAAAACUAGGAAACAAAAGUACUUUUAUCGUGGACGCCUGGACUGGGAUGAGAACUCUUCAGCAGGAAGAUACGUCAGAGAAAACUGCAAACCUUUACGGAGAUAUCUUCUGUCUGAAGCUGAGGAGCAUCAUCAGCUGUUCGACCUGAUCGAGGCCAUGCUGGAGUACGAGCCAUCAAAGCGUCUGACUCUCGCCGCAGCUCUCAGGCAUCCAUUUUUCCAGAGUGGCAUCAGCAGCAGUGAACUGAGCGCAGGUAAGAGCUGGGAGGCAAACCGUGACAUCAGCCGGUGACACUGACUCUCUCGUCUUCAACCAAUGCCAAAAAUAAAAAGGACUCGCAUGCAGGCAGGAUUACAUGGAGCUGCACUGACAUUCAUUUUAUAGAGCAAGAGAUAAUAAAGCCAUGAGUUUUCAGUCAUCCUUCCAUAAUGUGAGGACAGCUCCAUGUCAAGAAUGAAAAUGUGAAGAAGAUCCCAGAAAACAGUCAUGACUGAUUGGACAUUGGGGGAUGGGAAUGAGUUUGUUCUUCCAGCCAGUUUGGCCAAUUUUUGGACUUCCACAAGUGGUCUGAUGGUCAAACAGCAUUAACUUAACACUCCAUUUUUGAAAAUAACUGACGAAAUGAGUAUCGCUGUUACAGCUGAGGGAUCAGGGGAUACGUUUUGCGCAUUUUUAGCGAUCAGCUGCAAAUCAAAAAUGCGUUACGACAACGUUUGUAUUCAGUUCACUUAAAACCAAGUAAGCGAGAGCAAGAGCGUCCCUCAGCACACGUUUACAGUAUUUAUUUAGAUAACUAGCAUCUCUUUUUGUGUCUUUGUAUGAAUCGGAUUGUAUAAAUAUGUGUAAAUAUGAAUAAAUAUAUGUUGUGACUAUAGAAUAAAGGGGCUGUCUGUGUGCUUGCUGUGAAUGGGUUUUCACAGAGGUUCUACAGACAAAACGUUUUUACAA
This is a messenger RNA of Danio aesculapii, 2348 nucleotides long. It is a transcript of the gene clk2a, whose product is annotated as CDC-like kinase 2a. Bases 111 to 1691 code for a protein of 526 amino acids. Gene Ontology annotation, molecular function: ATP binding; protein tyrosine kinase activity. The transcript has 13 exons. The record is from RefSeq and is a predicted model, not a curated record. Gene Ontology annotation, cellular component: nucleus. Gene Ontology annotation, biological process: protein phosphorylation; regulation of RNA splicing. NCBI's taxonomy places the organism in Eukaryota, Metazoa, Chordata, Actinopteri, Cypriniformes, Danionidae.